Molecule: messenger RNA, 6389 nt
Organism: Rhinopithecus roxellana (golden snub-nosed monkey)
Lineage: Eukaryota; Metazoa; Chordata; Mammalia; Primates; Cercopithecidae
Gene: C4H6orf132
Product: chromosome 4 C6orf132 homolog
Source: RefSeq, a predicted model, not a curated record
UUCCCAGCAAGCGGCGGCGCCCGCAGCACCUGUCUCCCGGUGCGCGGGCAGGGAGGACGGCGGGGGACAUGGCCUGGUAGAGUCCCCUGGGGAGACCGUGCGGAGUUCAGUCCGGGGCAGGGCAGGGCAAGAGAGGGAAGGUCCUUCCCUGGCGCCCGCGCGGGCUGCGGCAGCAUGAAAAAGAACCAGACCGUGCAGGGCACCUUCAGCAAACUCUUCGGGAAGAAGCACACCACCAGCCCCAGCACUUCCCUCUACGCCACCAACCCGCCCUGGAUCUUCACCCAGGAGGCCCCGGAGGAGGGGACCAGGGGCUUCGAUGGCAUCUAUUAUGGAGACAAUCGGUUUAACACAGUGAGCGAGUCAGGAACAGCCACGCUGAAAGCUCGUCCAAGAGUCCGGCCCCUGCUGACCUUCCUUCCGCUGAAUGCCCAGGAAAACCAUGGGCUGGCUGUCCCCACCCCCUCGGUUCCAGAAGACUUCGCAGACAAAGAAGUGACAGGUACCAGCUCACUAGUCAAUGGCAACCUCCGACUGUACAGCUCUGUGGGUGACCUGAGGCCUGGGCAGUAUGGCCAGGAUCUACUCAUCCCCCCACCUCCCCCAGGCCCAGCCCCGGGGCCCCCCCAGGACAUUUCACAACCUCCAGGGGGGUUGCCACUGCCAUCUCCACCUUCCACAGCACCCCCACCGCCUCCCCUGCUGCUGGAACCCCCACCCCCGCCCAGCAUGGCCCCACCUCCACCCCCAGUAUUGGAGGCCCUGUCCCUACCACACACUCUUUCCUCCCCAUCCACACCCACCCCUCCUGACUUCAUUCCCCCUGCCCCACCCUUGGCCUUUUUAGCCCCCCCACCACCUCCUGUGCCAGCCCUAGCACCCCCAGCUCCAGCAUCUCCUCACACAAUGGGGACUCGUCUCUUUCCCCCUGGGGGUGUCACCAAGUGGAAAUCAGAUGUAGCACUGAAUGGCAGGCAGGCAGAGGCCACCAGAGCCAGCCCCCCGAGAAGCCCUGCUGAGCCAAAGGGGAGUGCCCUGGGACCUAACCCAGAGCCCCAUCUCACCUUCCCCCGUUCUUUCAAAGUGCCUCCCCCAACCCCAGUCAGGACUUCGUCCAUCCCAGUUCAGGAAGCACAAGAGGCUCCCCGAAAGGAAGAGGGGGCCACCAACAAGGCUCCCAGCCGACUCCCACUGCCUCCCAGCUUCCACAUCCGCCCCGCCUCCCAGGUCUACCCAGACAGGGCCCCCAAGCCAGACUGCCCUGGGGAGCUCAGGGCCGCAGCACCAGCCAGCCCAAGGCUUGGCCAGUCCCAGUCCCAAGCAGAUGAGCCCCCAAGAGUUGGGACUCCGGGAACUCCACCUCCAGCCCCUCCCCUGCCCCCUCCUGCAGCCCCCCUCCCUCCCCCACCACCCCCACUUCCUCCAGCUGCACCUCCUUUGCCCUGUGCUCAGAAGGCAGCCCAUCCACCUGCUGGAUUUACAAAACCCCCUAAAUCCAGCUCUCCUGCUCUCAAACCCAAACCCAACCCCCCCAGCCCAGCGGACACAGCCUCUUCAGCACCUGCGGACUGGAGGGACCCCAGCCAGAUGGAAAAGCUGCGGAAUGAGCUGGCGGCCUAUCUCUGUGGCUCCAGGAGAGAGGACCGAUUCCUCAGUCACAGGCCAGGCCCAACAAUGGCCCAGAGCAAGGAGGGCAAGAAGGGCCCCAGCAUGCUCGAGAAGGAGACUCCCCCGAGCCCGCCAGCAAAGGACACUCCCCCAGGUGUUCCUGAAAAGAGUCUUGGCGGCAGCAGCCUGACAGAGACAGAGGCUACCCCCAGCCUGACCCUGCCCCCUGUGGACUACCUUCCCCAAGACUCUCCAACUCCCAGUGUGCGGCAGAUCCGGAAUGAGUUGGAGGCCCGGCUCUCCUCAUCAGCAGAGAAGGAGGCUAAGCCCAGCAUAGGAUCUCUGCCCCCUAAGCCUCGGCUAGAAGGGGGACGAAUUUUUGAAAAUGGGGCUGAUAAUGACAAACUCUCCAAGCCUGUGGCCAAGAAUCUGCCACCUCAAUCUACCACCCUGCUGCCAACCACACGACUCCAGCCCAAGGCCAUGUUGGGACCAGCCACACCACCCAAGGCUACAUCUGGGUCAGCCACACCACCCAAGGCCACACCUGGGCCAACCACACCACCCAAGGCCACAUCUGGGCCAACCACACCACUCAAGGCCACAGCUGGGCCAGCCACACCACCCAAGGCCACAUCUGGCCUGGCCAUACCAUCUACAGCCACAACUUUGCCCACCACCACAUCCCAACUGAUGGCAGAGAAAGACUCAGGCCCAGCUGGGCAGCCAGCAAAGCCAGCAUCUCAAGAAGUUUCCACUCCCUCCCAGCCAAGGGGAGAGGGGUCCCCCUCAGAGGCCACUAGGCUGCCCACACAGGGAGCCCACUCAUCGCCAGCCCUCCCACCAAAGACAUCUCCUGGUGAAGGAGAGGUGCCGUGUCUCUACAAGCCCCACUGCCACCAGAGCAGCCUCAGCCUUGAGGUUGCUGUGGUGAUGCCCACCCUGGCCAGAGGAGGGGCUGCAGGGCCAGGGGAGCCCGUAGAGGUGAAGGAGCCCCCAGGGCUGCCAGCCAAGCCCUCUGCCUCAGCCCAGCCCACUGAUGAACUCCUCAGGCACCCGGUGACUGGGGAGGUGGUGGAGCGGGGCUCACCGAUGGCCCUGCUCCUGGCGGCCAGGCAGAGGGCGCAGAAGGGGAGACCUGGAGGGGCUGCCCUGGGUCGGUCCUCUCUGCCAGGAAGUCUCCGUGACCACAGCCAGCAAGCCGAGGCCAGCUCUGACAGCAUCUUCCACAGCCAAGGCAGGCCCAACUGCUUCACUGUGGUGCCCAAGUUACCCAAGGAAGCUGAGAAGGACUCCCCGCUGACGACCGAAAUACCCAAUAAGUGGGGGCCACGACCGGGAAGAGACGCAGAGGGCACAGAGCGGAGCCGCAGGCACAACUGGACAAAGCUGGAGCCCCAGGCCCCUGUGGCCUGGGAAAGAGCUGCUACCUCCAACCUCCCCCAGGGCCACCCGCUGCCCAAGUCCUUCUCCUCUCCACCUUCUCCUUCGUACAAGAGGCAGGAGGAGGAGGAGGAGUUCAACUUCGAGGUCAUCCCACCGCCGCCAGAGUUCAGCAAUGACCCUGAGCCCCCGGCCCCGGCCCUCCAGUAUCUGGGCCGCCGGAGCUCCCCUCCCCGGAACAACUACUCAGGCUUGGGGCAGCCCCCAAGCGCUGGCCUCGGGGCGCCCCCGGCUCUCGGCUUCUCGCGCUUUCCCGCGGGCGCGCGCUACGCCGGGGCUGGGGGCCUGGAGCGCUUCUCGGGAGGGGGCCGCUCGCUCAUAAAGAAGCGCCUGUACGUCGGGGAGCCGCACCGCGACCCAGGGCUGCCCCGCGGAGGCACCGGCCGCAGCCUGAGCCCUCCCAACUGCUUCCGGCCGCAACCCGGAGGCCCCGAGAUGCGGCGCGUGAACUCGGCGGGUCGCGCGCCCCCCGGAGGCCUGCAUGCAAGGAGGCUGUCCCUGGAGGGCGCCGCCCGGGGCGCCGCGGAGGCCAAGCACAAAGCGCAUGGCAGCGCCCCAGCUGCUGGCAGGUCUCCCCACACCACCACCCGCUAUGGAAGCCCCAUCAACACGUUCACCGUGAGGCCUGGGACCCGCCAUCCCAUCUCCUAUGCCUGCUCAGGGGCCCAUCGGAAAGCCACCUCCUGAGCCAGGGGUUCUCUUAGCUCUAUUCCAACAAACUGCGUCCUUAAGGAUCUGGGCACUUGUUUCUUGUGGGGGACGGGAGGUACACAGCAGCUGUUAGGCGACCUGACUCAGACACAGAGGAGUCUUUGAUCCCCAAAGGCCAACGAUGAGAAGCAGUGGCCCAGGAAGAUCAAGAGUGGGCUUCUGUUUCCCAAAGCCGGGUGUGGCUGUGGACUGUUUACACAUCGGGGGUGGGAGGGGAAGGAGGUUAGAGAGGAGGAACCAUUAAGGACCUGGGCGCUGAGUUUCUGCUCUCUGGUACUGUCUGCUUUAGCAAGAGUUAUUUAAAACGGUUUUACAAACACGGCCUACUGAGCAGGUUCUGAAAGCAAGGGGUGGGGCACUGACUCUGAACUGGAACCCAUCAAGAUAGUUGUGAUUGUCUCUCAGGCCCUUGCAAAGGGCUGAUUCCCAGCUCUAUCCUGGUGGGUGUGCAGGGCACCGAAGGGGGAUCUUUAGCCUCCAUCACCUGCCAUACCAAGCAAGAGUAGACACCUGGGUUUCCCAGGCACAUUGAGGUGGGACCACGAAUGUGUAUGUAUAACACAUGGAGAAGGACCAUGUGUGGGGUGGGGAGAGAAGCUCCCACAUGUGGAAUGGAAGCCCUUUGCAUUGGCCAAGGGUAGAGGUGGGAGAUUGAUGGUUCAUUUCUCAUUGGCCCUGGCCCUUAGCUACAGGGAAGCCUAGAGAGAGGACCCUCUAGAGAGAGGACCCUUGGCAAGUUUAGGAUGGGAAGCAGGGUUAAGCCUGGCUGUGCUAUUCAGACCUGUGCAGCCCUGAUUUUGGGGAUUGAGCCCAAGGAGCUGAGUCUUUGGCUUGACACUAGGGGCCUUACAUGGCCAGGUCUCAUAUGGGAUUUGGAGAGGGCACUUUUCCUAACACUGAUACUACAAGUCACCAAUACUAUUGAUGCCUUAAGAUGCUAUAAAGCCUUGGAGAGUAGAGGCAGCAGAGAUGGGAAUGGAGGUCUGAAGAAGCUUGCUGCUGAAGGGGAAUGUGUUUGGGAAAGUCAAGAGUGGUAGGAUUGGUUGGCCGGAUGCAGUGACUCACACCUGUAAUCCCAGCACUUUGGGAGGCCGAGGCUGGUGGAUCACUUGAGGUUAGAAGUUCGAGACCACCUUGCCAAAAUGGUGAAACCCUAUCUCUACUAAAAAUAUGGGGGAAAAAACAAGGGUGCUAGGAUUGGGCCAGUUAAGAGCAGGGGAGACCUGGCCGGGCACGGUGGCUUACGCCUGUAAUUUUAGCCCUUUGGGAGGCUGAGGUAGGUGGAUCACGAGGUCAAGAGAUUGAGACCAUCUUGGCCUACAUGGUGAAACCCUGUCUCUACUAAAAAUACAAAAAUGAACUGGGCAUGGUGGUGUGUGCCUGUAGUCCCAGCUACUUGGGAGGCUGAGGCAGGAGAAUCUCUCGAACCCGGGAGGCAGAGGUUGCAAUGAGCCGAGAUCGCGCCACUGCACUCCAGCCUGGUGACACAGCAAGACUCCGUCUCAAAAAAAAAAAAAAAGAGCAGGGGAGACCUAAUAUUAGCAUGGUGACCAUGUGUCCUUUGCCUGGGCAGUCUAGGUUUAUGCUUGUUUUCCAGUGAAUUAGACCCCCUUCCACUUUGCAAAAAAGUCCUGGUUUAGAUGCUAUAAUCACCAAACAUAUCAGGAAGCAAUAUUCCUUGGUCUUGCUUCUGUAUCUUUAGGUCCUGGUGGGCCAAAUUCCUGGGACCAGGCCAAGGUGGCCUGCCUCAGGAAGAAGGAAGGACUGAAGAGUGGCCCAUUUCAGAGGAGCAGGCUGGUGGGGGCCAGCCAGAAAGUAGUUCCCUUUGGGGGAAGAUGUUGGACAUUUAUUAUUUGUGGUAACCAGCCUAGGCACUGCGUUGUCAGGACAGCAGGUGAGCCACUUUAGGGAAGAAAAUGCAGGGGUGGGUGGGUGCCCAGAUGACCAAGGCCAGCCACCCUGAUGGGGUAGGGCCUGGUUAUCUGUGUUCAAGAAGCGAAUCCCACCGCAGCCCCAGCACUAGGUCUCUCUAUAUGUAUGUAUUUUCCCUGUACAAUGUUUUAUAAAAGAGAUCACUAAUUUAUCUGCUGUGCUAAGGCCUGAGGAGUAGGGUGUAGACUCUCAACUGUAUAUUGCUCUGGGGUGGGCAGGGAAGACUGAGUCUCGCUUGACUUGGAAAAUAAACGGCCAGUUUGGACUGGCCUCCAGCUCCGUGGCUGUGUUUGUCUAACAAGGAUUUGGGUAACUAUUGGAUACAAGCCACUAUUUAGCAUGGAUAGACUGCCAUCAACUCACUCACAUGACUCCUGUUCAUGGCAAGCUAAUAGUCUGUCUAGUGGAGGAGAGGACUGAAAAAAAGCACACAAAAACAUCAAAAAUUACAAGUAGUAAGAAGGAAGGGAACAGGGAACGUGAGAGAAUAGCUAGAUGUGGGGAGAAGAGUGGAUUUACUUGGGGUGGUCAGGGAAGGCCUCUUGUGGUGGUGACAUACUGAUUUAGGCAAAGCAUCCAGCACGUGCCUAGCGCUUAGUAGUAGAUCAACAGAUGGCAUCUUUGGGUGAUGGCUACCUCACAUUUGUAUGUGGCCCAUCACAAUUUUCCAUAAAUCUUUUUUUAUUUUAAGGCCA